Sungouiella intermedia is the source of this 543-nucleotide messenger RNA. The record is from the annotation of a GenBank genome assembly. Lineage: Eukaryota; Fungi; Ascomycota; Pichiomycetes; Serinales; Metschnikowiaceae.
AUGGUUGACGAGGAAUUGGAGAACCUUAUGCCUUCUGAGUCUGAAGGUCCUAAAUCUUCACCUCAGCCUACCUUUUCUUCUCCUGAUCAAAGGAUUGAAGUAAAGUUCUUGAUUAAAUCGUGGUUGACUGUUCAUGAAUACUUUGUGGAGUUUAGAUUACCUUCGUCCACUACAUUGGUGGAUGUUCUCAAAAUCGCUAACAGGCAACUUGCAAAUGAUUUGAGUGAUCCUGCUGGAAUUUUCAACUGGAAUUUUGCUCGUGGACAGAAGUGGGUAAACUGUAACGUGAUAUUCAUCAAGCCACGAGUUUUGGCUGGCGACCUUAAUCAGACGAUAGGCGAGCUUGAAAAUGACCAGCAGUUGUGUUUUUCGAAUUCCGUUGACUGUUACCAGGUGCUAGAUAGGUAUGGGUGGGUGGUGUUUUUUCAGAUUGUAGGUGCAUCAUUUUUUGUUUUAUUUUUAAUUUUUCUCUUUGCUGCCAUAGUGGACAAGCCAAUUUGGGAGUUAAGUUCAGAAUUAGGAGUUGCUCCUGCAAUUCUGUAG